CAGUGGGCAAAACAGGAAGUCUCUGCUUUGCUACACAUGACGCCGGCCUGGCUUCCAGGAAAGGAAAGUGAAAGUACUUGGGCUGAUCCUACAGAGCUGCCUCGGAGUCUGCAGCCUCCCUCUACCUCCGGAAACUGGUGUGUGGCCCACCUCAUCCUGUCUGAUCACCAACAUAAUCAACAUAUGUGAUGUUCUUUGAGAGGCCCAGGUGAUCCAGAUAUCUUUGGACUGUGUUAUGACAAAGGACAGGUGCCACACCUGAGGGGCUGACAGAUGGGCAGACUUUCUUGUCACAGCUCCGGGAAAGGACAGAGGAAGUAAAAAUCUAAGCAAGAGUGAUCUGGGGCUGGCUCCAUGGUCUAAGAAGAAGAUGGCAAGUGCAGGCAGCUCCUCUAACUGCAGAAUGAUCACAGGGGAGCAGAACCCAGAGGAGCAGCGCCCAGUGGAGCAGCUCUGCUAUGAGUUUGUAUUCAGGCUUUUCAAAGAAAAUAAGGUGGAGAUCGCAAAUGCCAUACCAAAGCCAUUUCCUUUCCUCAUGGGCCUGCGAGAUCGAGACUUCAUCUCUGAGUCAAUGUACGAGCAUUUUCAAGAAGCUUGUAGAAAUCUGGUCCCGGUGGAAAGAGUGAUGUAUGAAGUUCUCAGUGAGCUGGAGAAGAAAUUUGACAAGACGGUUCUGGAAGCCCUGUUCAGCCAGGUUAACCUGAAGGCCUAUCCUGAUUUACUUCAGAUUCGUAAUAGCUUCCAAAACGCGAUUUGUGACAACUUCUAUUACCAAACCAUUGAUGAAGGAGAGACAAAGGAGAUGCUCAACUCACAAUUAAACCAUGAACAAGUGUCCUUGGAAUACUCACCUCUCCAAACGAACAGUGUAAGAGGAUUUGAAGGUAUGCCCAGACUACUGACAUAUAAUAGGCAAGAGAUCAGCAAUACCUGGGAUGAAGAAUGGCCCCAGGAAGCCUCGAGCUUUUCACCAAGGUAUAUGCCAGGUUCCUCUGAGCACAAAUCUCUCCAAAGGACCAGCAAAGGCAAUCCUGCAGAGAUGCCCAGACUGCAGCCAGAGGAUAACAAUGCCUGUUAUGUGAUCUGUAAUGAAGAAGAGCCCCAGGAAACCCCGAGCUCCCCACCAAGAUAUGAACCAGUGACCUGUGAUCCCAAAGCUCCCCAAAUACCUCCUGAAGGAAAAGCCGAGGAGGUGCUCAGCCUACUACCUGCAGAGGGAGGAGAGGAUAACAAUGCCUGUUAUGUGAUCCGUGAGAAAGAAGAGCCCCAGGAAGCCCCGAGCUCCCCACCAAGAUAUGAGCCAGUAUCAUGUGAUCCUGAAGCUUCCCAAAUGACUGACAUAGAAGAACAAGACGAGCUGCCCAGUCAACCACUAUAUGAUGGAGAAGGAACAGAGCUACCAACGUUUGGAAAUAAGUGCUCCUGUGUGAUGUGCUUCUCUAAAGAUGUGCCCAGAAGUCCAGAAGGAAGAACUGAAAGUACGCAAGCUGAUGACAUGAUAGAUACGGCGGAUCUUGGGAACAACUCUACUGUGAGAAAACUCAAGAGGAGAAGAAAAAAAAAGAAAGGUCGUUCCUGGACAAGAAUAAAAGCAAAAUCGAGAAACAUACGUCGAAAAGCCCCAGACAACAGCAAAACUGAUGACCAGCCAGCCCCAAGUAAAAAGGUGGUGAAAAUGCGCCUGCAGGACCCUGCCAAGAUCAGGAGGAAAAAGAGAGGCAGACCUAGACUCCACUUUACUAAUAAUGACAGAACCCCACAGAGAAGAGCUAGGUCAAGAGGGAAAAGAAGGUACAGAUAUGAACAUGUGAAUUUUCACUCUCAGAUAAUUCCUGUGACCUGUGGUAAGGUGAAGGGGAAGUUAUACAAGAAGAAAUUGAAAGAAGGAGUCUGGGUGAAGUGUAUACAGAGUGAGAACGGAGACUGGUUCACCCCCAGGGAAUUUGAAAUCAGAGGCGGCCACGAAAGAUCAAAGAAUUGGAAGUUAAGUGUUCGCUGUGGAGGGAGGCCCCUGCGAUGGCUGAUGGAGAGAAGACUUCUCCAUAAUCCUCCAAGGAAAUAUUACGGGGGAAGAAAGAAAAGAGGACUGAAGUCUCACAACACCUUAGAUGACCUUUGUCUGGGAAACUCAGAUGAGUGUGAGACCUGCCGGGAUGGAGGGAAGCUGUUCUGCUGUGACACUUGUUCGAGGUCUUUUCACGAGGACUGUCACAUCCCGCCGGUGGAAACUGAGAAGAGCCCGUGGAGUUGCACCUUCUGCAGGAUGACAGAGUCUUCAGGAAACCAGCAGGGUCUCAAGGAAUCUGAGGUCCUGGCGAGGCCGAUGCAGCCAGAGGAGCAGCUGAAAUGUGAGUUCCUCCUCUUGAAGGUCUAUUGCCAUUCAGAGAGUACCUUUUUUUCGAAGAUUCCAUAUUAUUAUUAUAUUAAAGAGGCUUCUAAAAACCUCAAGGAACCCAUGUGGUUGGACAAGAUCAAGAAGAGGCUGAAUGAGCAGGGCUACUCCCACGUGGAAGGGUUUGUGCAGGACAUGCGUCUCAUCUUUCAGAACCACAGGGCCUCUUACAAGUUCCAUGACUUUGGCCGAAUGGGACUUAGACUGGAGGCAGAAUUUGAGAAGAAUUUCAAGGAAGUGUUUGCUCUUCAGGAAACAAAUGAGGACAGUUGUCUGGAAUAGUGGAUGUUGUUGGUGUCCUGGAAAUUCCCCUUUAGGCCAAAUAUCUCAUUCCCCAGAUGCAUGAAGCAUUGGCUGCUGAUGCCACCCCUCCCCAGAGCACUGCCUUCAGCCAAGUGGAGCCAACGUCACCUGGAGGUUACACAGCCUUGGCCUGGGGGCCGGCCUCCAGUCGACCCAACCUUCAUGCUCUGUGCAUCCUAUGGGAUCAGGCUGAAGCCUGUCUGAAUAUAUCCAUCCUUAGCUUUUUGCUUAAUACCAUCCUGCUUCCCUCAUCCCUUUCUAGCAAAGAAACACAAAAUAAAUUACUUAAGUAAGAGA
This is a messenger RNA of Dama dama (fallow deer), 2992 nucleotides long. Its product is annotated as nuclear body protein SP140-like protein. The transcript is spliced from 27 exons. The record is from RefSeq and is a predicted model, not a curated record. Gene Ontology annotation, cellular component: nucleus. Gene Ontology annotation, molecular function: DNA-binding transcription factor activity, RNA polymerase II-specific; DNA binding; protein binding. Gene Ontology annotation, biological process: regulation of transcription by RNA polymerase II. Bases 371 to 2674 code for a protein of 767 amino acids. Lineage: Eukaryota; Metazoa; Chordata; Mammalia; Artiodactyla; Cervidae.